Molecule: messenger RNA, 2409 nt
Organism: Paracoccidioides brasiliensis Pb18
Exons: 3
Coding region: 1-2409 (802 amino acids)
Biological process (GO): retrograde transport, endosome to Golgi
Cellular component (GO): Golgi membrane; Ric1-Rgp1 guanyl-nucleotide exchange factor complex
Source: RefSeq, a predicted model, not a curated record
AUGCAGUCUGACAUGCAGGUGUUCGUGCGGUGGAAAGAACAAACGAUCUUCGCUGGAGAGGAUGUUGAAUGCAUUAUAACUUUCAAGAAUGUCACUCUUAAUGACUCGAGUACGGAUGACAGCGCAUCUCAGAAGCACAUCAGACGAGGAUCACGCCCCAUGAAUGGAGUUGUCAGCGGAGGAAACUACUCGCCCGCGAAAUCCUUGAAUCCAUUUUCCUUCAAUAAUCGCCGUUCGCUCGCCACUAGCCCUAGAAAUCGUCAACAGGGUUCCGACAAGGCUCAUCGAACAGCUGCUUCUUUAAGUUCCCCGCUUGCCCUAAGCAGCAGUUUCCCAUCCACAACUACUCUUCCAAAGAAUAAUGCCGCUCAGUUUCCGGGUCACAGACACAAGAGAUCGCUUUCCAUCAUCUCCCUCGAACCAGAAAAACAAGGGUCAGCAAGCUUUCAGGUAUUUUCAAAGAGGAAUGAGUUUUAUGGAGCCAACUCUCAUCCUGUAUCUCGUCCCUCAAGCCACCGUUUUCCAUCCAACGACUCGUCACCAAAUUUGUCAUUACCCAACCAGAGAUAUGGUUCAGACCGUCUGCGACUACCUACUCGCUCUCAAUCAGAAAUUUCAAGACCUAUUCAGCGGGAACAAGGACGACGACCUGCUCCCCUCCCACCUGAUUUUAAAUUUCCGCAAGCUGCCCCCACUCCCAGUGAUACCCAGCCCAGAACAAAUGGUUCUCCUGCCUCUACAGUUCCGUCCACCGUAAAUACGAAAGAUGUUCUGAUCCUAGAGCCACCCACUCGUUUAGCCCCUUCUACAAAGCUGCUCUCCAACUCUAGCCUAAAUGGCAGCACCCGAAGCAGCGGAGAGUACUAUUCUAUGAGCAAUAACUCAACUGAGACACUCGAGUCAGAAUAUGCAUCAUACGCUUCUAACAAAUCCUCACACCUGAUCCGACAUAGACGGCAUUGUUCCAACAUGGAAGCGGUUGGGAAGAAUAAUAAAACAUAUUCUCAUACACUACUCAUGGGCUACGCGCAGGUUAGCGCCUCAUUCACCGUUGACGGGUCCUUGAUCAACCAGUCACUAUUCGAGGACGUAAAACGCAAGGGUGUUGUAGGAAAUCAAGGUCGCACCGAUGCUUCCCAGAAAGCUGAAAAAGCUCGUAAUGGGUUUUGGGGGUCGCUUGGGGGAUGGAAUAACUUGAGUGACUCAUUAUCUACAUUACUUUCCAAUAACGAGCUGGAUGGGCUCAGAGAUAUGAGGGGCGUUGCCUCUUCACAGUCCAUCCCAUUGCUCUCCACGCCGCAGUCUCUCUUGUUUGUAGAUUUACGGUUGGGCCCCGGAGAGGAAAAGUCUUUCUCCUUUUCGUUUACUUUACCCAAGGGUUUGCCGGCCAGCCAUAAGGGAAACGCAAUCAAAAUUUCUUAUCAUUUGGUCAUUGGCACCCAGAGAGCAAUAAAUCCGAAGGAGCCACAGAAAGUCCAUCGGAUAAACGUUCCGUUUCGGGUCCUCAGCGGUGUAGAUGCACAAGGAACCGUGCUCAGUCACGACCUAAUGAGACCGUACGUGCUACUUCGCGAUGAAGCUCGUGUACAAAAGGUCGAAAGCACACCCCUACGACCGACCAAGGAAAAGAGUAUUAGUGCGAAAUCGUGGACAUCAUCAUCGGACUUUCUCUCCUAUGUCGAUGAGAUUUUGGAUCACCCUGUACGGCGGGAAUCCUUUAGUUCAUUGGCGUCCCCAAUGGAUACCCGUUUGAGCAUUCUUUCUGCUACAGGGCAAUUCUCAUGCAAGGACGCAAUCGAGUUAGCCAUUUUACGAAGCAAUCAAUCAACGAAUUCUAAUCGAAGCGCCAAUAGGUUUGAGAUAACUCGCAAUGGACGACGCAUUGCAGUGAUAAUACUGAACCGACCAGCUCAUCGGUUGGGAGAGACGGUGAUUGCGACGAUAGACUUCUCAGGUUCCGCAUUGCCUUGCUAUUCCUUACGCGGGUCACUUGAAACGACCGAGAAGGUCAGUCCAACGAUUGCCCUCCGUUCUAGCGCAAGUAUUACACGAGCAACCCGAAAAAUCCAUGCUAGUUGCUUUGAAAACACAUUAUUCGCCACCAAGGUGGUUUUUACGCCAUCGAUUCCUGUUUCUGCUACACCUACCAUUAUCACAUCGGGGGUGAAUCUUGAAUGGGAGCUUCGUUUCGAAUUCGUAACAUCUAAUAUUCCAGACGAUGAUGAUGAUGAGGUUGGGGUAUCUGGAAUCAACUUGUUGGAAAAUGUUGAGCAGGAUGAUAGGGGUACAGUCUUGGCGUCGUUGGAGAGUCUAUCCUGUGAAUCGUUUGAAGUUAUGAUUCCACUGACUGUGUACGGAGGUAAUAUUCGGGAGCCAGUCGGAGAGGAGCUGCAAGGAGGUCCGAUAUAG